ACCAUUGGUGCAUAUCCUGUGGGUCGCAAGGAUAAUAAAAUUGAAAUGGUACUAUUCGUGCUCACUCACUUUAAUGAUAGGGAUCUUGAAACCCAGGCCAUUUUUGAGAGAGAUCAUUUUUACUCUGUGGGUGGUAAGAUCAUACCUAGAUUUUAUACAGGCAAUAAAAGGCCAAAGAUGACAGUUUCAAUUUCGACUGAGGUAAAAAUUUUAAACAGAGUUGUUCAGUUAAACAAAUGUCUGUUAAAAAUUUCUCUAAUUGGAGUUCCUCAAGAAUUGCCAAAGGUACUGGAGAAUGAUGAGAAUGCAAUUUUCAACGUGUUAAUUAAUGAUUAUGCUAUUCAAGAUCAUAAUUUUAUAGCUAAGAUUGCAUUUCCAUAUUCUAAUUCACGUUUUGCACACUUGAAGAGUAUGAUUCGUCCACAUGAUUCACUUGUAUUCAUCAUUGGUCAGAUGAAAGUCAUUGAUAAUGAUUUUUAUAUCUAUGCAAAAGAGAUUAAUUUUAUUGAUAUUAGUAGUUUUAAGCGAAAAAUUUCUAAUGAUAGUAGUUCUAGUGGUUCUACUGAAGCUGUCAAUACAAUUCGUGCAAAACUUCUUCUUACUCACCGAAUUAUUCACAGAAAUUCUCAAGAUACUUCAAAAAUUGAGGAAUCAGCUUUAACAGUUUUUACAGAUAAUUUGUUAUUGCCUGGAAGCACUUCUUCAAAGCGUGUUAGAAUUGAAGAUGAUAAUGAAUCUAUCGAAUUUAUCAAUGUUUUUGGUUCUACUGAUAAUAAUUAUACGAAGUCUGUUGGAAUUAAUAGUUCUUGUGAGGUUAUUCAAGAUGAUAAAAUUGAAAAUAAAGUAAAAAUUGAGAAUCGUCAAGAAAAUGUUGUACAUGGUGGUAAAAAAGAAAAGGAUUAUAUAGGUUGCUCCUUGUGUAGUGCUUUAAGGUCUCAUAAGUCUGGUACAAAUGUUAUUGGUAAUGAGAAGGAAUAA
Dentiscutata erythropus is the source of this 978-nucleotide messenger RNA. The record is from the annotation of a GenBank genome assembly. NCBI's taxonomy places the organism in Eukaryota, Fungi, Glomeromycota, Glomeromycetes, Diversisporales, Gigasporaceae.